Giardia duodenalis is the source of this 1296-nucleotide messenger RNA. Its product is annotated as putative Clusterin associated protein 1. The transcript has a single exon. Bases 1 to 1296 code for a protein of 431 amino acids. The record is from RefSeq and is a predicted model, not a curated record. Lineage: Eukaryota; Fornicata; Diplomonadida; Hexamitidae. Gene Ontology annotation, cellular component: cilium; intraciliary transport particle B; centrosome. Gene Ontology annotation, biological process: cilium assembly.
AUGUCAUACCACGAACUUCAGCAUUUUACAUUGUUAAUGACUCAGAUAGGGUUUCCACGGCCCAUAUCCAUUGAUACGUUCCGGAAGCCAGAUUUCUUUCUUGUCGCCGAAAUUCUCCACUAUAUAACCACCGUAGUUGCACCAAGUAAUGCUAUUGCCAUGGACAUCGCUACUCAGGAGGAUAGGGUUUAUUUUAUCACAACUGUGGUAAACGUGCUCCAGACCACACUGCACCUCAAGCUGGACUCCAAGAAGAUUUAUGCUGCGGGCCCAGAGGCAGUGCGAGAACUCAGAAAAAUAGUGCAGGAGGUAGCCACGUAUAUAGGCGCGGCAGCUACAUCCACAGAUAAGGGGACGUCUUCUGCAGCCAGUGUUGACUUGACUCUCCACUCGAAUGCGUUGUGCGUGGCCUCCUCGAAGAUAGUUGAAGCAUCCACCAAGCUUCUUACGCAGCUACGCCUCCACGUCGAUGAUCUUUAUCAGCGCAUGCAGCAGGCGAUGAGCAGUCAGCCAGACGCAGCCUCUCUCUCUGCUGCCGUCCAGCAACGUAUAAAGAAUCUUGCGGCCGAGUGCAACACCCUCCAGGAGGAGGUGACGACCAACAAGCGCGAAAAAGCUAAGCUCGAGGAGCAGAUAACCCAGAAGAAGCAGAGCAUCACACACACGAUGGAUCGACUUGAUGCCAUUCGUUCCACAAAGCCCCCAUUCCUUGCAGAGCUGGAGGCUCUGGAGGCAGACCUGUCUAAACUUCAUCUAGAGUAUGCUCGCAAAUUUCGGUCUCUUCUGUUUCUCGAAGGCCAGCUACGUGCCAAUGAUGUGCGCGAGCAGCAGCGUGUAAUUGAGCGGGAGAAGAAUCUUCGGGCCCUGCAAGAGAACGCUCUGAAGGAGGAGCUAAAUAACAUGUACGGGGGCGUGGAUGCACGCUCAUCGACGUCGCACCUGGACGAUGAGUUUGUAGAGACUCCCAUGCCCCAUGUCAUGGAUAUGCACCAGCCUAAACCAGUGCAGGACUUCGUCCCUUCUAAGGCAGCGCCCAUUAACACGAAUGCAGAGAUCCCUGAUGAUGAAUCCUAUUCGUAUAGCUAUGAGGAGGAAGAGGAAGAAGAGCAGGUCAUCAGCUCCGCCAAUCCUAUGCAACAAGCGCGUGCACCAGAGACACAUUCUAAUGGAGAGAAACACCGAGGACUGGAUGAGCUAUCCCAUAAGUCGAAUGAGAAUGCGGACAAUGAGGAGUAUUCAUAUGAGUACAGUGACAUUGGUGGCGAGGAACUGGACCCCGACAACAUAGAGUUUUGA